Molecule: messenger RNA, 873 nt
Organism: Cyprinodon variegatus (sheepshead minnow)
Lineage: Eukaryota; Metazoa; Chordata; Actinopteri; Cyprinodontiformes; Cyprinodontidae
Gene: imp4
Product: IMP4 homolog, U3 small nucleolar ribonucleoprotein
Exons: 8
Biological process (GO): rRNA processing
Cellular component (GO): small-subunit processome; nucleolus; Mpp10 complex
Molecular function (GO): rRNA primary transcript binding; snoRNA binding
Source: RefSeq, a predicted model, not a curated record
CUCCGUCGUGAGGUGAGGCUGAGGCGGGAGUACCUGUACAGGAAGGCGCAGGAGGACCGGUUGCGAACAAUAGAGGAGAAGAAGCUAAAGCUGAAGGACGCCCUUGACAAAAACGCUCCGCUGCCAUCUGAGGUCCGCAAAGAUGCCCUGGGGCUGCAGAAUUUGGUGGAGUAUGAUGACGAGGGGGCAGAAGGUGUCAGUUCUCACAUGGAUGACGAGUACAAGUGGGCCGGGGUGGAAGAUCCCAAAGUGAUGGUGACCACGUCCAGAGACCCAAGCUCCAGACUCAAGAUGUUUGCUAAGGAGGUGAAGCUGAUGUUUCCUGGAGCCCAGCGCAUGAACAGAGGAAACCAUGAGGUUGCUGCGCUGGUGAGAGCCUGCAAAGCCAACAAUGUGACAGACCUCGUCAUCAUCCAUGAAACCAGAGGACAGCCAGACGGCCUGGUGGUUUGCCACCUACCAUUUGGACCCACAGCCUAUUUCACGCUCUACAACGUGGUGAUGAGGCACGAUGUUCCAAACAUCGGCACCAUGUCGGAGGCCUACCCCCACCUCAUCUUUCACAACUUCUCCUCACGCCUGGGCAAACGGGUGUCGAAUAUCCUGAAGUAUCUGUUCCCGGUCCCCAAGGACGACAGCAGGCGGGUCAUCACCUUCGCCAACCAGGAGGACUUCAUCUCCUUCAGGCAUCACACCUAUAAGAAAACUGACCACAGGAACAUAGAGCUGACAGAAGUGGGACCUAGAUUUGAGAUGAAGUUGUACAUGAUCAAGCUGGGUACCCUGGAGAACGAGAGCACAGCGGAUGUGGAGUGGCGUCAUCACCCGUACACGCACACGGCCAAAAAAAGGAAGUUCCUCAGCGUGGAAUAA